Xiphophorus hellerii (green swordtail) is the source of this 1031-nucleotide messenger RNA. RefSeq names its product myeloid cell surface antigen CD33-like. Bases 229 to 933 code for a protein of 234 amino acids. Lineage: Eukaryota; Metazoa; Chordata; Actinopteri; Cyprinodontiformes; Poeciliidae. The transcript has 4 exons. The record is from RefSeq and is a predicted model, not a curated record.
GCAAAAGCAAACAAAAAGCAACAUAAUAAUCAGCUUGUGACGUUGGGAAAGUUUGAUUGCAAACUAACAAUUUCUGGCUUCAAGGUCUAAACUUUUGCUUUAUAAGCACAAGACUCUCUCUCACCACACAAUAGGACAGAGACAUAAUCUUUGGCUUCAAACUUUGAAAUCUUACUAGAUUUAAUUUCAGCCCUAUGUUAAAGAAACUUCAAGACUUCUAGUCAGCUAAUGAUGGAUCUGAAAUUGUGGCUCUCAAUUCUGAUGGUUUGUGCGAUGGCUGAAUCUCAAAUGUUGCGCAAGGACUGGCUCAUAGAUGUGCCAUCCAGAAUCCCUGUUCUUCAAAGCUCAUGUGUGGUCAUUCCCUGCGUUUACUUUUAUCCCAAGACAAGAAAAAUAUUGAACAGAUGGCGGGGAUUCUGGAAGAGAGGGGACACGAUUGUUGCAUCAAAUUUCCUCAAUUUGAGACUAGGGAAUGAGUUCCACCAUCGAUCCAGAAUUACAGGAACCCUUCAAAGCGGCAACUGCACCUGGCAGCUGUAUGGCGUCAGAGAAACUGACACUGGUCCGUUUUACUUCAGAAUUGAAAUUCCACAACAUAAAAGCUUCACUUUCUCAAAAAAUACGGUGACCCUCAAUGUCUUCCGAGUUCCUGAGCCUCCCACCAUGUCUGUUGCAGUCCAAGAUCAAGUGACUGCCACCUGCAAAGUUACUCAUGUCUGUCCAUCAUCUCCUCCCAAAUUCUCCUGGAGCCACUCUGGAAUAAGGAAAACAAAGUCAAAAAAGCAGAAUAAAUGGUUGUGGUCAACAACGUCGACCCUCACCUUUAACCCUCAAGAAGCCGACUUCAACAUGCCUUUAAACUGUACGGUGACAUUCCCUGGCAGGAAGACUACAGUGGGCUCUGUGCUUCUCAUCAAGAAGAGUACCAAGUGAAUCUAAAUAUGGAGUACUAGAUUAGAGCAAUAUUUUUAGUGCUAUCUGCCAUGAUGGCAAAGUGAUUUUGCAGAAAAAAGCCUGAAAUAGUAAAACUA